Phytophthora sojae is the source of this 1101-nucleotide messenger RNA. RefSeq lists its product as hypothetical. The record is from RefSeq and is a predicted model, not a curated record. The transcript is spliced from 3 exons. NCBI's taxonomy places the organism in Eukaryota, Oomycota, Peronosporomycetes, Peronosporales, Peronosporaceae. The coding region runs from base 1 to 1101 and encodes 366 amino acids.
AUGACGAACCUGGUGGAAGGUCUCGGCCAGGUCCGAACUGCGGUGAGAGAAGCCCAGAACUUGGCUCGAGCUGCAAGUCAAGCCGCCAGCCAAGCUGCCACUAGGGUUCAGGUAUCAAGUACGAUCCAACCAACAACUACAACAGCUACGACUACUGGAGCGAGUUCGCAAACGACACCGGCAAUGCUGUUUCGUGGCCGUGAGGUGGCGAAUCAGUCAAUACCAGCUGGAAGCGAGGCAAGUGGACCUCGUGGGAGGAAUUUACGUAAGAUCGAUACAAAACCUCCUGUGUUUGCUGGAGAAAUUGAUGGCAUCAAGUUGAAAAGUUUCGUGUUUCAAUUUGAAUCGUACGCCUGCCAAAAGGGGUAUGAUUUGGUCGAAGAUGACUGUGAUCUCGCCUCAGAACUCAACCAAUGCGUACAAAAGGCUGCCUUAGUCUGGUCCGAACAAAUCAUGACCGACGACACUACCGACAAGCGUUGGAGUGCCCUGAAGCUACAGAUGGCCAUGGAGUUCAUGGAGCCAAACUUCGAAGAGAAAAUUCGGUGCCGAUUGCUUUCCAUCAAGCAAACUGGAGGGUAUUCGGGCUAUGUUGGCAAAUUUCGAGAGCUCCAUCGCCUGGUCCAGGUUGACCCACUUACGGCAAUGAACUUAGAGAUUUUGCGUAAGAAGCCCAAAGAUUUGAGCUCAGCAAUUGCCGAGGGGUUUGUCGAGUGGGAUAUCCGCGAAAAAACCUCGAGCAGUGCGAAAUCAACUGGAAAUAGGUUCAAAGGAAAAUCCAGUGCCGCGAAUGACGCAAUGCAAUCCAAACCGAAUUCACACACUGCAGCUCGUAAAUCCGGCAACGGUGGUCGAGCAAGCACCAGCAGUGCCAAGUUGGAGAAGAACUGCAGUUAUUGCGGUCGCGGACCGCAUCGCGAAGAAGACUGCUGGUUCAAGUACCCAGACAAGCGUCCAAAGUCCGACAACCUCAACAAAAAGAUCUACGCGAUGCUGGAGCGAAUGGCUCUCACUGAGAAUGGGUCACUGCGUGGUGGUGAGCAGUUAAACGAGAAGCGAGCGAACAACUUUCGCAGCAACCUGUUAAACCACAACAUGUGA